This is a messenger RNA of Calypte anna (Anna's hummingbird), 631 nucleotides long. RefSeq names its product ATP synthase peripheral stalk subunit d (gene ATP5PD). Lineage: Eukaryota; Metazoa; Chordata; Aves; Apodiformes; Trochilidae. Gene Ontology annotation, molecular function: proton transmembrane transporter activity. Bases 74 to 559 code for a protein of 161 amino acids. The transcript is spliced from 6 exons. The record is from RefSeq and is a predicted model, not a curated record. Gene Ontology annotation, biological process: proton motive force-driven ATP synthesis.
CUGAUUGGGCGAGGGGGCGGGACUUCCGGUGUGCGCCCUGAGCCCGGCGGUGGCGGUCACUGAAGCCGGCGCCAUGGCGGGCCGCAGAGCUGCCAUCAAGGCCAUUGACUGGGUGGCUUUCGGCGAGAGGGUGCCCGCCAACCAGAAGGCGAUGUUCAACGCCCUGAAGACCCGCAGCGAUGCGCUGUCGGCUCGGUUGGCUGCCCUGCCAGAGAAGCCCCCUGAGAUUGACUGGGCUCACUACAAGGCUGUUGUUGCUAAAGCUGGCAUGGUGGAUGAGUUUCAGAAGAAGUUCAGUGCACUGAAGGUUCCUGAGCCCGUGGAUACACAGAGUGCCAAAAUUGAUGCCCAGGAGAAGGAAGCUGCCAAGAGUGCGGCCGAGUACGUGCAGGCUUCCCAAGCGCGCGUGGCGCAGUACGAGCAGCAGCUGCAGAAGUUCAAAAACAUGAUUCCCUUCGACCAGAUGACACUUGAGGACUAUCACGAUGCCUUCCCCGAGACCAGACUGGACAAGGAGAAGUACCCAUACUGGCCCCACAAACCCAUUGCUGAUCUGUAAACCUCUCUGCAGGGCUUUGCCCAACAGCUGCCAGGCUCUCUGGUUGUUCAAAUAAAGUGCUUUCCCUCCUGU